This is a messenger RNA of Bemisia tabaci, 3280 nucleotides long. Lineage: Eukaryota; Metazoa; Arthropoda; Insecta; Hemiptera; Aleyrodidae. The record is from RefSeq and is a predicted model, not a curated record.
UGUUGUUCAAAUUUCAAAACAAAACAAUCCGACUGAAACUCUGAAAUCGGUCCCUUUAAUUAUGGAUAAUCCUGAAGUUGUGACAGUUGAAGCAGUGCGGAAUUUUAUUUUACAUAAAGGUGGAAAAGUGACAAACCAUGAGUUAGUGCGACACUUCAAAGGAUACCUUACUAAUCCGGAUAACAGAGUGGAAGCUAGAAACCAUUUCAAGGAAAUUGUGAACUUUGUUGCCACCAUUAUUCGCAAUGAUGAUGGAGAAAAAUAUUUGGUUCUUAAGAAGAGAUUCAGGAACCAGGGCAUGGUUGGUUGCAACAGUAUGGACGGGUUGAUGUCCUCUCCACCAAUGUCCCCAGAGCCCCUGAAUUCAGUAGACUCUGCCAACUCCCUAGGAUACCUUUAUCCAAACCAACUCCCUGGCGGUUACCAUUAUUCGAAUUCCCAAGACAGCAUUGGUCGAUAUUCUGGCUCUCAAGAUGGUGUCAAUCGUUAUCAGUCCCAGGAUAGCGUCAACAGUUAUCACUCUCAGGAUGGUGCAAACAGGUAUCCGUCUCCUGAUGGAGUCGGUCGCUAUUUUUCACAAGAUAAUAUGAACCGGUAUGCAUCUCAAGAGGGAGUCAACAGGUAUCUUAAUAAUCAAGAUUUGAACCGAUUUUCACAACAGGAUAGUAUCAAUCACUUUAUGUCUCCCCCAAGACAUGUGGAGCCCCCUCCGUAUCGCCCACCCCCUCCACCUGUGAGACCUCAUCUUCCGUCCCAGUCAUCGUUUGAUGACAACAUGUCAUUGUCAUCAUCAGUGUCCAGUGGCUCGAUCAACCGCCAGUCUUCUCUGGACGAUCCAUUUUUAUCAAGUGGCGAUGGUCCUCCACCUGUCCCACCCCGACGGAGAAGCAGCUGUGAUAAGAUUCAACCAAUGAAAGCUGAUAACAAGGAAAACGCAAAUUCCAACAAAGAAUUCAGCAAGAGGCCCAAGACUAUUGGCGCAGAGAGCGAUUUGUACAGCGCAGGAGCGAUCGACGUCGAGAACCGGAAAAUCAGCGUGAAAGAAUGCACGCAAAAGUUCAACCGGCUCGCCUCGGAGAGCAGCCCCAAGCACUUCAACUUGCCCACCGCCUCAACCAUCUCCAGCGCCCUCAAAAAGCGCCACGAAAAGGCCGCUGACCAUGAAGACGACACUGCUUCCGUAACCUCAGUUGGCUCGGACGCCAAAUCGAGGGAAUGGAUGAUCCAGUCGGCGCGAUCGGAAUAUCAGACGCUUGCCAAAUUAGCUGCGGAAAAUCCGAGACUCGUCCGUUUCAAGACUGCGUUACACUGGGCUGCAAAGCACGGGUCAGAGGAUGUCGUCAAACUAAUCGCUGGGACCUACAAUGCUGAUGUCAACGCAAGGACGAAUGGGGGCUACACUCCUUUGCACAUUGCAAUGCAGUUUGGCAAUGAAGAUAUUUUUAAUCUACUAGUGCAAGUAUACGGUGCGGACCCGAACAUCCGGGACUACAGCGGACGGAAACCGCGGCAGUACCAGACGAACCAGGACACGGCCGUCUCCGCGGACACAUUCAGGAAAAUUAAAGCUCGCAAAAAGCAGUCAGAAUGACAACAAAACGAUGCCUCCACCUAAGUUUGCUCCAAUUAAGAAAAGAAAAUCUAAAAAAGCUCAAGACUUCAUGAGUCACAGUACACCUUCAACUCCAGAUUUGAGGGAUGUUUCAUCAGCAGAAUCAAAAUUCUCUGAUUUGAAAGACACAGCGAAUGCUCAAGAUUCCGACUCCGACACAGCUUGUGGUUUUGGAUCUAAUUGGCAACCAUAGUCUCUUUUUUUUAAUACUUAUUCUAUCAGAGCCGAAUUUUUCGCUCUCUUAUAUCGUUCAAUUUGAAAAACUACCUACCUUCACCAGCUGAAGGACUUCUUUUAUAUUACUCCGACAUAUGAUCUUAAUUGAACUGUGCCGUGCAAAACUCGCUAUGUUCAUUUUCCAGCUCUAAGUUCUUUGGGUUAAAAAUUGAAAGUGGUGCAAUGACUCAUUUUGAGAUUAAGAUAACCCUAAAACCAAUAUUAACACAUCUUUCAUAGUUGUCUACCUAUAACUCUGGAAGGUAUUAUAAACCCAAACAAACUUAAGACUGGAAUAAUGGGCAUUGGUGGUUUUCGCAGUACACGAUUCUGUCGACACACAUUCAUUUAUCUGUAGAAAUGAUUUAUUAAACUUAACAUGUUUCAAAAAUACUCAAACUGAAAUUGGGUAAAAAUUAAGUAUGCAUUGUAAUUGUUGGGUGCCACUAAAAAAAACUUGUUUUAAAAAAUGAAUUUUUUUGUAUUUCUCUUCACAGAGACCUAUUGUGAAACAAUAAUUAUUUCUCUUUCUCCAUCUGUUAUCCCUUUUUCCUUUUGAAAAAAUUGAAUUCCCCGUUUCAUUGGAGCAUGGAACAGUUUUUAAAGUGUCCACAAAAUUUUAAAAUUCUCCUUAAAAGAAGAAUAUUGGUUGGGUUUUUUUAACUUACCUGACUUUGUGAAUGCUCUCUACUGCUGAAAAUUUUGAAUCCUUUCAACUUUCAAAGAUAUUUAUUUGUGGUUUUGCAAACACAGAUAGAAUAUUAGUUUUGUUUCAAGAGAGCUUGAAGCAAAGCUUAAUAAGUAAGAGGGGUAGACUAGACUUUUCUCAGCUUGGGAUACCAUUUUUAUGAAUAAUUAUUUUAAAAUGGCAUAAUAUUUCGACCAGCUCGUUAAAAUUAAGAACACCUAGAGACAGCUGAAAAAAAAUGUGGCCUCUACAAUAUAUCAGUGUACAAGAGACAGAAAACCAUUAACUCCUAUUUUAGAUGUUUUGCUUAGAAACCUGAACUGUACUUACAAAUAGAUCGCAUAAUUUUUGUAGUAUUCCUCUCAUAUCAUGUUUUAAACUUUUUUUACAAUGACUUAGAAGUGUAGUUUAGUGCUUUUUAAAAAUUCUUACUUGGUCAAAAACAAUAUUCUGCGCCCCACAACCAAAUCUCUAAAAUAUUUAAAACUUCGGACUUGAUAAAAAGAUCCUUGAAAAUCAGAAAAAAACAUAAACCAUUUUUAGGGAAUCAACAAUGAAGCUUCAUCCAUGAAAAAUGUUUAAUUGAACUCAAAUCUAAUUUACUUCAUUAAUUCUAGGAUCUAUUUCCAUUGCAUUUUUCUUUCAUUUGUGAAGAUUAAUUGCAAUAACAUUAAAAUACUAAGAAAUUUACUAAUUUGUGAGAUCUGCAGGGUGAAUUAUUUUUAAAAAAGGUGUCUAACACUUUCAAUAGUCCUUGACGAAAA